CGGAGAUAAGGCCCAGUGAGUGAAAGCUGCUCCACCGUUUGAAGCGUGGAUCCUCGGAGCUGCUCAGCUCACAGCGUCUGCAGACCAACAGAAUCUGUAAAACCUGCAUCUCUGUAACUGUCAGACCAAAGACAGACUCUGCAGAAGAAAACAUCUGAAAACACAACCAGUUUGCAUCCACUGUUCUAAAAAUGUCCUCCCAUCCACAACGAAGAAAAAGCAUGGACUAUCCAUCUGAUUUCUCUUUAUCACAGAGCAGCACAGAGACUGAAGAGAACCCAGGUACCUCUGAAGGAGGUCACACCAUGACUGCAAAAAUCUCAUCCAGAUUCAAUGAGAUCAUCUCCAACAGUAUUCUGAACCAUUCAGGACCUCCUGCUGUCUACCAGCUGAGACCAAAGAAAGAGAAGAUUGGAACUCUGACCAGAGUGACUGUUGGUGAAAGAAAUCCAAACAAAAUAAAUAAAACCAUCUUACUUUUGGGUGAAACAGGAGCAGGAAAAUCUACUCUGGUCAACGCUCUGCUGAACUACAGCAUAGGAGUGAAGUUUGAAGAUGAAAUCUGGUUUCAGAUCGUAGAGGAGGAGAAGGAUGAGGAGGAGCUGGAUAAGGAGGAGGAGGAGAAUCUGGCAGACAGUCAGACAUCAGAUGUGAUCGUUUACGAGAUCUUUGGUUUUGAAGAUCAAACUCUGCCCUACUCUCUAACCAUCAUCGAUACUCCUGGAUAUGGAGACACCAGAGAGAUCAAACAGGAUGACAUCAUCACUCACAGAUUAUUGGACUUGUUUGGAGCAGAUGAUGGAGUUUGUGAAGUUACUGCAGUGUGUCUGAUAAUGAAGGCAGCAGAUAAUCGACUGACUGACCGACUGAAGUAUGUCUUUGAUGCAAUAAUGUCUCUAUUUGGAAAAGAUGUGGAGAAAAACACUGUAGCUCUCUUCACAUACUCAGAUGGAGGAAAUCCAAAAAAUGCUCUCAAAGCUCUUCGAGCUGGAAGAUUUAAAUGUGCCAAAAAUAAGAAGGACCCUAUUUACUUCCAGUUUAAUAACAAAGAGAUCACAGAAAGAACAGAGGAACGCAAGUCUACUUUUGAGGCAGCAUGGAGAGUAACAGAGGAGGGAAUGGUAGGUUUCGGAGCCUUUCUGGAAAGAUCUAAACCUCAAAGCCUGAUGAAAACUCUGAAAGUGUUAAAUGAACGAGUCAGACUGAAAGCCUGUAUCCAGAACCUGACAGAGAGAAUCGAACUGUCUGAAGAGAAACAGAGAGAAUUCGAACAGACUGAAGAAGCUCUGAAGAAAUAUGACGGAAAGAUGCAGAAGAACAAGAACUUCACUGUAGAAGUUGAUGAGGUCUACAAAGCAAAAGAAGAAAUUGAUAGUGGGAGGCGAUUUUUAAUUUUUUAUAAAGCAGCUACCUGCUGUACAGUCUGUCAGGAGAACUGUCACUAUCCUGGAUGCACAAAGGCCUGGAACCCUGAAAGCUGUGAGGUCAUGAAAGAUGGUCACUGCACUGUUUGUACUGGGAAGUGUCCUGUAUCAGCUCACGUGAAAGAAGAAUGGAGAUAUGUGAUCAAGACAAGGAGAGUUCAGAAUACUCUGGAAGAAAUUAAGGAGAAAUUUGAGAAGAAUAAAUCAGAAAGUGAGAAGAAGUCGAGUCUUUUGGAAAAUAUCAAAAAAGAAAUGAACCAGUUGAGAGCAGAGAAGAAACAGUUCCUGGAUGAGUGCUACCACCAUGUCCUCAGACUGGAGCAGAUCGCCCUGAAAGCUGAUUCAGCGUCCACUGUCUUCUACCUGGACUUCCUGAUUGAGAAGAUGAAGGAGGAACGAGACACAGAGAAGGUCCAGAAGCUGGAGGAGAUGAGAAGCUUAGUGUCUGAAGGAACCUUAGCAGCUGUGAAAUACAAGUUUGGUAAAAUGUUUAAGAAGUGAUGGAAGAAUGAGACUGAGAGCAGAGCGAUAUUAGUAACUCUGACAGGUGGGAUUAAAAUCAAAAUGUGAUCAAAAUAUGAGUGUUUCCUGUGCUGCUGUUGGACUUCCUGUCAGUGAUGAACGCUCCUCCUUCCUCAUAUCUCAAUCUGAACCUCCUCCCCUCCAAUUUCAGUCCCUCACACCAGAAAUGUGAUGAUGUUCUUCAUCAUCAGGUGUUUAAAUCAAUAAGACAGGGUCAGCUGUACCUGAAGUAUUACAUCUGGCAGAGCUGCAGAUCUGUGCACAAAGCGUCAUUGAGUUGCUGCUGCUGAACUUCUAUAAAGAAAAUAUAUUUCCAUUUUCCUCUUUGUGUUGAUGUAAAUAUAUAUUUACAUAUUUGAAGUGCUUUAAAUGUGUCAAUGAUGUGAAAACUUUGUCUUUGCUCAGCUUCAUGUUCCUUUAUCCAACUAUCAAAAGCUGAAGAAGCACAACACACACCAGAAACAGAUGACAUGCCUUCAAAAUAAAAGUUGACCAAAGUAUAAAGAACAGAUUUCAGAUAGUUGUGUAUUUUUAAACUGGGUAAAAAUGAAACCACAAUGAACUAAAAUGUAUCCAGGUUCAGUUGUGCCACAUUGUACAUAACAUGCUUUAUAAUGAUGUUUCAUUACCUUAUAAAUAAAAUAAUUAUAUUCAAAUUUCUGCAUGAUUUAGGGCACUUUUUGGAAAAAACUUCAGAUUAAUUUGAU
Messenger RNA from Archocentrus centrarchus (flier cichlid), 2653 nucleotides. RefSeq lists its product as uncharacterized. The record is from RefSeq and is a predicted model, not a curated record. The coding region runs from base 192 to 1925 and encodes 577 amino acids. The transcript has 4 exons. Gene Ontology annotation, molecular function: GTP binding. Lineage: Eukaryota; Metazoa; Chordata; Actinopteri; Cichliformes; Cichlidae.